UGGAUGAUCGACGCUCCGCGCCAUGCCGCGCCCCGAGCCGGCGCGCUGGGCCAGCGAAGCAAAGGUUGGAGAAGAGGUGUUGGUGUUGUGCAGAUUCCCCCAAUUGGAGAAUUCGCAGUUCUUUGCCACCACGAGUAACUUUCAGAUCGAGGGCCUGGAGACUCCCACACCCAGCCUCUUGGUGGACGAAGCAUGGCGCUUCAAGGGGCGCCACAUGAGGCCCAUGACCACGAACUUGUUCUUUCACGACGAGGUGUCCAGCAGUGCCAGGGAGUUGGGUACUUCCCCUCAUGUCGUCCACUUCGACCUAGAUCGCGCCGGCUUGUCCAGUCGACCGGAACGGAUUCGGGCACCCAAGCACAAGCCUUUGCCCGAAGACCUAGAGGACGAUGAGGUCGAUAUGGCGGAGGUGGCAGAGGAGGAAGCAGAAGGCGUUGAAGACGCUGGCGCAGCGGAUCCAGACAGUGCUGCAGGUCCGAUUACGUCCCCGAAAGCCUCUCCGAAAGCCUCUCCGAGAGCCUCUCCGAGAGCCUCUCCGAAAUUGUCGCCAAAAGUGUCGCCGAAGUUGUCGCCAAAGAUGGCGCCCAAGGAUGAGUUCUUGCGCGUCAGAAAGAAACGUCAACCACGCAGGAGGGUUAUUGCCUCGUCUCAUUCGAAGUGAAA
Cladocopium goreaui is the source of this 663-nucleotide messenger RNA. The record is from the annotation of a GenBank genome assembly. Lineage: Eukaryota; Dinophyceae; Suessiales; Symbiodiniaceae.